GUACGAUAAAUGCAGACGGAGAGUAGAGUCCGAAACAAUCGUGAUUUUUCGAGCAAGUUCUAUCCUCAGUCCUCACCCGCACCACAACCCUUACCCUAAUUCUGAAGUACCCCCUCACCCCGCGCGUCUCUCUCUCAGCCCCUCGAGCCAAAAAUGUCGCAUUUCGGAAGAACAGGCCCUCCGGACAUUACCGACACAUACUCUCUCCUUGUCCUCAACAUUUCCUUCCGUACGACUGCGGAUGAUCUAUUCCCGUAUUUUGAUAAAUACGGCAAGGUCGUGGAUAUCUUCAUCCCUAGAAAUCGAAGGACUGGUGACUAGGGCUUUGCAUUUGUGCGGUACAAGUAUGCUGAUGAGGCACAAAAGGCAGUGGAUAGGCUUGAUGGAAAAGUUGUUGAUGGUCGAGAGAUAACAGUUCAAUUUGCUAAAUAUGGGCCAAAUGCAGAGAGGAUCGACAAAGGGAGGAUUAUCGAACCGUCCUCAAGGUCAAGAAGUCGCAGUCCUCGUAGGAGAUACCGGGAUGACUACAGAGAUCGGGGUUCCAAGAGAAGAAGCCGCAGUCGAAGUUUUGAUAGGUACGAUCGUGAUAGGUAUGGGAGGGAUAGGGAUUAUCGCCACCGCAGCAGGAGCCGUAGCAUUAGUCCCGAUUACCAUAGGGCCCGAGGAAGAGGUCAUUAUGAUGAUGAACUUCGAAGCCGAAGCCGAUCAAUGGAUAAUGCCUCCCCCGAUCGGCGUAGCAGGCGUAUCCCUAGUACACGCAGAAGUCCUUCCCCACAGAAGUCUUUGUCUCCUAGGGGUGAAAGUUCUGAUAGGCGAAGCCACGAUGGACGGUCCCCAACUUCUCAUAGUAUUUCACCCAGGGGCCAUCCUGCUGAUUCUCGAAGCCAAUCCCCAUGAAAGUCAGAUGUUGAUAUGAGUUAUUGUCUUUGUUCGCACUCACAGUUAGAGAGAGAUUUUGAACUUUUUUUUUUAAUUGGUUGAUGAAUUAAAUGAUCUAACUUAUUUUUCCUGACUUAUCUGUUCUUACAGGAAUGAUUAUCCCGGUUGUUCAGAAAAUUCAUGGAGACAUCGUUCUGCUGUUCUUAUCUGAAUCCUAAGGGCUAGUUUUGGUAGGACUGUGGAUUUCUUUGAUUUCUUACUAUUUUGUCUUGAACCUAAUCCUUGUUUACGCAUGCAAUGUAAGAGGAAAAAAAAAAAAAAGGAGACAAUCCCUACCUGGCCAUUUUCAAAUUUGUGGACUUAUUGUGAAUUUGGUAUUUCAAUAUCGAUAAGUUGUUAUGGAUGCUUUUUAUAGAUA
This is a messenger RNA of Juglans microcarpa x Juglans regia, 1297 nucleotides long. Its product is annotated as serine/arginine-rich splicing factor SC35-like. Lineage: Eukaryota; Viridiplantae; Streptophyta; Magnoliopsida; Fagales; Juglandaceae. The record is from RefSeq and is a predicted model, not a curated record. Gene Ontology annotation, molecular function: RNA binding.